CGUAGUGAGCAGUUAUAGUUUUGUGAAAAACAUUAGGGUUCAUAUUAUAACCAAUAUUAUCGUUUGAUCGUAGAUGUCAUCCGUUUUGAUUUUUUUCAAAAAAUAACAAAUAUAAGUUUAAAAAUGUUUUUGUUCCAAAUCUUCGUGAUUGCACUAUGCAGUCUUCGCCGUUGCCAAACGAUGAUCACACAUGAAACCAUUCGAAAUUUGCAACAAACCGAGUUGGUAUUUAUGCCAUUGAAGUUUUCAGACACCACGUGCUACACUCCCCAGCCCGAAAACCCGCGAACAAGAUGUGUUAGUAUCCCGAAAGUUGCGAUAGAUUAUAAACCAUACGGUUUGGCACCGCCUUUUACGGUUACUGAACAGCUGAGCCAUAGUAUUUUCUUCACUGGAAUUUCGCUGGCAACCACAUUACAAGAUGCAGACAAUUUUAUGGCCUAUAUACGGGAACCGUAUUGCUGUCGUGCCGUCAACCAAUCAUUGCAAGAAGUGAUGGACAACUGUAUAAAAAAUGAAUGUUACGUUGAGGCAAUUAUUCGGCUUAUGAACGUGAUCGAAAGUGAAGGUAUUUCGAUAUUGAGUAGAUUAUUUCAUAUAUCAAACACAAUAAUAAAGAAUCUGACAAAUACGGAAGUCAAUACUUACUUAAAUAGGAUCGAUCCUAUAAUACAACUCAUUUACAACAAGUUUAAAACUUAUUUUAUAUCGCCUGUACCGGUGCAUCAAAUAGUAGAUGCCAUUUAUGUAUUAAGGGUGAAACGAUCAUUGAAAAAACGAAAACAAUUCUUCAAUGACUCAUGCAUGGAGUUUAGCCAACGAUAUGGUAACAUGAUGGGCUUGGCGAGUGCUGGCAAUUAUACGAACGUCGAAGAUAUACCGAUUAUCAGAAUAGUCAACCUAGAAUUAGAAACUAUCAUAGAACGUGCCAAUGUGUACUUCAAAAGAGAAACGGGCGCCGGACCUUGGCCAGAUUAUAUGAAAACAGAUUGUUCACUCUCGAUGUAAACAAAAAGUGUGCUGAUAAGCACUCCGCCGAAACCAGUGUGACCAUGUCAGCCGGAACGAAAUUAUCGAAC
This is a messenger RNA of Adelges cooleyi (spruce gall adelgid), 1079 nucleotides long. RefSeq lists its product as uncharacterized. The record is from RefSeq and is a predicted model, not a curated record. The transcript is spliced from 2 exons. The coding region runs from base 124 to 1008 and encodes 294 amino acids. Lineage: Eukaryota; Metazoa; Arthropoda; Insecta; Hemiptera; Adelgidae.